Pomacea canaliculata is the source of this 977-nucleotide messenger RNA. RefSeq names its product 40S ribosomal protein S2. Lineage: Eukaryota; Metazoa; Mollusca; Gastropoda; Architaenioglossa; Ampullariidae. Gene Ontology annotation, biological process: translation. Gene Ontology annotation, cellular component: cytosolic small ribosomal subunit; ribosome. The coding region runs from base 88 to 927 and encodes 279 amino acids. The record is from RefSeq and is a predicted model, not a curated record. The transcript is spliced from 6 exons. Gene Ontology annotation, molecular function: structural constituent of ribosome; RNA binding.
GGGAGGAACUAGAAUCUUUUCAAGACAGUUAGCUCCCCUGUCCAAUACCGGAAGUGGGUCUUUUCAAGUCAUCACGCCUAAGCAAACAUGGCCGACUCGGGAGCUGGUGGACGUGGUGGAUUUCGUGGUGGGUUUGGCGGAGAAGGCAGAGGCCGUGGACGCGGCAGAGGCCGUGGAAGAGGACGGGGCCGAGGACGUGGACGUGGUGCUAAAGAGGGUGAAAAGGAUUGGAUUCCAGUGACCAAGCUUGGACGCCUUGUAAAAGAUGGAAAAAUAAAGAGCUUGGAAGAGAUCUACUUGUUUUCUCUCCCUAUCAAGGAAUGUGAAAUCAUUGAUUCGUUUCUUCCAUCUGGGACUCUAAAGGAUGAAGUUCUUAAAAUCAUGCCUGUACAAAAGCAGACUCGUGCCGGACAGCGAACACGAUUCAAGGCAUUUGUUGCUGUGGGUGAUUACAACGGCCAUGUUGGUCUGGGAGUCAAGUGCUCAAAAGAAGUAGCUACUGCUAUCCGUGGAGCAAUCAUCCUUGCCAAGUUGUCAGUUAUUCCAGUGCGAAGAGGUUACUGGGGUAACAAGAUCGGAAAGCCACACACUGUGCCAUGCAAGGUAACUGGCAAGUGUGGCAGUGUCCUUGUUCGUCUCAUCCCUGCCCCUCGUGGUACUGGAAUUGUGAGUGCACCUGUUCCUAAAAAGCUGCUUACCAUGGCUGGUAUUGACGACUGCUAUACAUCUGCCCGUGGUGCCACAGCCACUCUGGGCAACUUUGCCAAAGCUACAUAUUCUGCCAUCUCUAAGACAUAUGCUUACUUGACACCAGACUUGUGGAAGGAAACUGUGUUCAACAAAGCACCUUACCAGGAGUACACAGACUACUUGAUGAAACACCACUCGCGUGUUGGCGUUCAGAGGCAGGAGCAGAAAGUGUACUAAAUGUUUAAAAAAAAAAGUCUUGAAAAUAAACACAGACUUGUGGAAGUAUU